UAUCGAUGAAUCGAAAAUUCCAUCGAUGUUUCGCCAGCACCACCUCUAGUUUUUGAUGUGUGUGCGUUUCCUCCUAUUAAAAUUUUUCGAGGAUUUUUCGUGUGUUUUGUUGACGUUUCGCGUGCCUGAAAAGUGCAAAAAGGCAACUAGAUCGUGCCGUGAAAGUGGGCGGUCACCGAUUGUCGCUAAUAGCUGUGCUUGCUGUGGCGUGUGGCGUGCAAAGAGGCGUGUGCGACAAAAAUGGCGAACGUAAGGGACAGCGACACAUCACUGUGGCUGCAUAAUAAACUGGGCACCUCGAACGACUCGUGGAUAAACGGCUCCAUCUGCUCGCAACUGAACAAGGAGGUGCUGCGCAACAUAAAGGAAUGCUUCCCCGACCUUCAGACGCAGGUGAAGCUGAAGCUUCUGCUCAGCUUCCUACACAUUCCGCGCCGUCUGGUGGAAGAGUGGAAGGCAGAGCUGGAAGAGGUUAUCGAAGUGGCCGGUAUGGACUCGGAGCUGUGGGUCUCUAUGCUGGCUGAGACUAUGAAGACCUUCCCGGCCACCAGUUCGCUGAACACAGAGAUCUCCGACUACGAGGACACACGUCCCAUAUUCACAGACAUGGUCAAUGAUUUGCGCAAGCUGGUCACCAAACACUCGGACCUGGGCAUGCUGCCCUUGGAGUGCCAAUACUUGAAUAAGAAUGCGUUGAUCUCAGUGGUGGGCCAGCAACCGGCUCCCGUCAAGCAUUUCACGCUGAAGCGUAAACCUAAGAGCGCCCAGCUGCGCACUGAAUUACUGCACAAGUCCGCCGAUGCGCAGUCCUCUCUGAAGAAGGCUUCGGCGCCGACGAUUCCCUUGCGAUCCCGUGGUAUGCCCCGCAAGAUGACCGACACAACGCCGCUGAAAGGAAUUCCAUCGCGCAUGCCCACGACAGGUGGUUUUCGCUCGGCCACCACACCGGGCAAUGCCGCCCAGCGGCCCAAUCUCAGUCGUACACCUGCCGGCCGCAAGGACGGUGGCAUAAAGCUCAUCGAGUUCACGGAACAACCCCUGGGCUAUGCCGCGGCUAAGAAGCGCAAGCGCGAGCAACAGCUGGAGGAGCAACAGAAGAAGCAGGAGCAGAAACAACAGCAGGCAGCGGCAGCCGCAGCUGCAGCAGCCACAGCAGCAGCGAACACCACUGGUGACAGUUCGCCCACUGAUGCUGCGACCGCCAGCGGAGGUGAAACACCAGUUACUCCUACGUCGGCCAACAACAGUUUCGAGAUCAAAACGGAGCCCCAGACGCUUAACCAGAGUUCGGGCAGCGUGGAAGAGCAACUGGAUGAGGAGCUGGCGAGCAAAACGGCCAUGGAAUGCGACACGGAAACGCCGGAGUAUGCCACGGCUACUUUAGAAUUCGCCCAGGCUACUACAGUGGCAGAUAACCAACCUGGAAAACCCAAUGCCGAGGCUAAAUUGAAAACACCGCGAACUCCAAAAUCAGUUGCAAAGGUUAACAACAAUAAUAACAACAACAACAGCUUCAACCACACACCAAAACGAAUCAAGCAAGAAAUUGAAAUCAAGAGCGAAGAGAUUAUAGUACCGGCCACCAUUAAGCUGGAAAAAAUAGAGGCCACCCCGUCGACACCCCAGCGAGUGAUUAUUCAGCAGCAGCAGCCGGUAUCUGCGCAGCGAACCCCGCAGUUGGUCAUCCGCACUUCCCCGCAAAAGCGCCAAAACAAUGGUGCCACCACCAGUGCCGGAACUACCAGUGCAACCACUACUACCGUGGGCAACACGACCAUCAAAAUGGAGAAGUUGGAUAUUAAACCAUUACUACGGGCAACUGGCAGUGCACCAUCGACGAGUACUGGCACCACUACCACCAUCCUCACCCCGCAACAACUCCGCCAAGCGGCCAAUCCGCUGGCCCAUCUGCCCAAUAACAUCUCCGUGAAGAUAACGUCGGCCAAGGCGAAGGCUGCGGCGGCUGCAUCUGGCUCGGGAGCAAGCAGCAGCCAGGCUCAGGCGGCGCCACAGCAGCAACAGGUGCAGGUUCAGCAGUCUCAGCCGCCGCUUCUUAUAAACAGCUCCACGCCAGUCAUACUGGCAUCAUCUCCCAGCGCUCAGCGAGUGAAGUCCCUCGCUACUCCAAGCAGCAGCACCGUCGGAAGUACAACUACUACAAUACCAUCGCAGGCUAUCAAGACGAUGCCGCUCAGCCAACUGAAAACGGCCACCAACAGUGGUCCGGUAAUUAUAUCGCAGACGAUUAUUCAGCCCGCAAAGCGUGCACAGCAGCAGGCAGGAACUUCGAGCGGUGCCGCAACAUCCCAGCAGCAGCAACAGCAGCCACAACAACAGCCGCCACAACUAGUACAGCAGACCAUCCAGCAGCAAACACCGCAGCAGACUCACCAGCUGCCGCAACAGCAGCAGCAGCAGCAACAACAGACACAGUAUAUUCUGGCAACGCCGCAACAGGCCCAACCUCAGGUGCAGCAGCAGCAGCCGAUGCUGCCGACUCUGACGUCGUUUACACAUACGCGUCCCUUGCCGCAGACUACUACGCUUUAUCAGGCAACUACAGCCGGUGGAAAUGGGCAGGCUCCUACCAAGAUUCUGCUCAAGACAUCGGGAACGUCGGGUGUGGUAAUGACACCAUUGCGUCAAGCGCAGCAACAGCAGACUGCCACCGUGGUAUCCUCAAAUCCUCCUCCUUUGGUGGCCACCUCGGCGGCUGUGGGUGUUCCAGGACAGAACACGUUAAAUAUACAGAACGUGCAGCUGCCCAACCGGCCGGUCACCAUUCAGCCGGCAUCUCAGGCGGCCCAACAGCAGCACCUGCAGGCGCAACUCCAGCAACACCAGCCCCAUCCCCAACACACUAUUGUGGCCAAUACGACGGCGACGCAGCAACCGAAGCUGUCCCAAGUCAUCAUGCAGCCAAGCGGUGCUGUGGGAGCCGGUGGAGUGGUUAAUGUAUCCCCGACAUCUGGCAAAAACAAAACCAUCAUACUCACGCAAAAGGGUGUUAUUCUGCGCAACAUUGGCGGUGAUAUGUACCAGCAAAUACCGAUUAGCAACGUUGGCAACCUGCAGGGACUCGGGGCGGGCACUACGCUUGUGACCACCACGGCGGCUGGUCCGCCAAGCCUGGUAAAGACGACGCCAUCGACGGGUGCGCAAUUGCAGCAAGCGCAGCAGCAGGCGGGCCAACCUGCCAAGCAGAUCCUGCCCACUCUGAUACCAACCAGUUCUCUGGGCCGCCAGCAUGUCAUCGUGCAGCAACAGCAGCCCACCAAUGUCAUUGGAAAUUCCCCACAGCAGACCAUCAUUCGGCCGGUAAUGACCAGCGUUGGCGGAGGAUUGACUACGCUGCCGCAGGGCCUGACGCUCAUACAGCGGCCGGGCCAGCAGCCGCAGCUGGUGCAGGUGCAGGCGGCGCCGGGCAGCACGCAGCGCACGAUUAUUACCCAAUCGAGCCCAGCGGCGCCGGCGUCACAACAGCAGCCGCGCCAGCAGCAGCAACAGAUUCAGCUGGUCCAACACAAGCCGGCAUCGACCCUGCAGCAGCGUGUGGUCACCUCCACGACGAGCGGAGGUCAAGGCCAGCCAGGAAUCGCCCGCACUGUUCAGGUUCAAGUGCAGGCUCCACAGCAGCAAGCCACGCAGCAGGCACCUCAGCGGCGUGGACUGUCACUAUCGAACGAGCACGUGCAUAAGGCGCAUGAAAUGUUCCGUAAAGCGAACCGCGUCUCCCGUCCGGACAAAGCUCUUAUUCUUGGUUUUAUGGCGGGUUUGCGCGAGAAUCCUCGUCCGAACAGUGAAAACGUUCUGGUCAUCAAAUUGGGCGAAACAGAGGAAAAAGUGCAACAGGAUGACGGCAAUACGGCGUUGUGCCUGGUGGAGUCGCACAUCCGGUUGGACUACAACACCGGUGAAUGGAAGACAUUCCAGAACUACAGGUUGCAGGACCAGAGUGCCGCCUCCUAGUCCACGAGGGUCAUACGCAUUGUUCGCAGCACCAAGUGAUUAUAGCACUAACAGCCAGGCUGAAGCUGAACAUGCGUAUAUCCGGUUUAUAGAUUUUGAUUUGUCAUCCGUUCUUCGUUCUGCACGGGCAGCUAUGUCGCCGCCCCCAAUUAGGCUACUAAUUACUAACACUAAAAUGACCCCAAAAUGAAAGCCCCCUCUCCUCCUUUUCCUGGCCUCAGCACAGCGAUCUAAGAAAAGCUGGAAAUAAUGAAACUAUAAAAUAAUUAAGGUAAAUUA
Messenger RNA from Drosophila ananassae, 4248 nucleotides. It is a transcript of the gene Nelf-A, whose product is annotated as negative elongation factor A. Bases 241 to 3969 code for a protein of 1242 amino acids. Gene Ontology annotation, biological process: negative regulation of transcription elongation by RNA polymerase II. Gene Ontology annotation, cellular component: NELF complex. The transcript has 7 exons. NCBI's taxonomy places the organism in Eukaryota, Metazoa, Arthropoda, Insecta, Diptera, Drosophilidae. The record is from RefSeq and is a predicted model, not a curated record.